Haliotis rufescens (red abalone) is the source of this 1314-nucleotide messenger RNA. Its product is annotated as receptor-type tyrosine-protein phosphatase alpha-like. Bases 340 to 1314 code for a protein of 324 amino acids. Lineage: Eukaryota; Metazoa; Mollusca; Gastropoda; Lepetellida; Haliotidae. The transcript has 12 exons. Gene Ontology annotation, molecular function: protein tyrosine phosphatase activity. The record is from RefSeq and is a predicted model, not a curated record. Gene Ontology annotation, biological process: protein dephosphorylation.
ACCAUUGUGGGAUGUGCAACCGCUGCUGUGAUACUUCUGCUGUUCGUCAUCAUCACGGUAUUGCUGGUACGACGAAGGAGAAAACAGUCCGCAGCAUCGUUGCAAAAACGUGUUGUUCGACAAACGGACAUUUGGAAUUCUACAAGAUCGGAAAAACACGAUGGUAAGGAAGUGGGAGAUACAGCAGAAAGAGAAGUAGAUGAGGAAGAUGGUGACAUAGAACCGCCACUGCAACAUGACAUCAUCCAGGUUGAGCAGGACCAUGAUCCGCCUGUCCUUGAACCAGAUGCUGAUGUGGGUCUCCAGGACAGGAACUACUACAACGUGGGGGAAGUGUUGAUGGGCACUGCGAUACCUGUGUCAGAGUUAGAGGUCAAGGUUCGGGGAAUGGUGGAACGACCGGAGGAGGCAGAGGACGAGUUUCAGGGGUUGCCGGGUGGUUUCAUACACACCCACCAAGAAUCCCAGCUGCCAGAAAACAAAGGGAAGAAUAGAUUUAAAGGCUACUACCCGUAUGACUACAACCGUGUGGUGCUGCAUGACGACAACAGCGGCGGUGGAGGAGACUACAUCAACGCCAGCUAUGUGGACGGAUACGACACCGAAAGGCGCUACAUAGCAGCACAAGGGCCCUACAGACUUGAGAUUGUUGAUAACUUCUGGGGGAUGAUCUGGCAGGAUGAAUGCAGAAUCGUUGUCAUGGUAACUGGUCUCAUCGAGGCAGGCAAGAUGAAGUGCCUUCGUUAUUGGCCGGAGAAAGGUACAGAGACGUACGGGGACAUAUCUGUAACCAUGGAUACACAGACACGCUUCGCAAACUACACGGUCACUAAGCUUUCCGUGCAACACAAUCAGGCUGCCAAGAAGCUGUGUCUCGAGCACUUCCACUUCACCAGCUGGCCGGAUCAUGGCGUCCCAGACACUUCCGCUCUACUGGAGUUCAUUAGAAAGGUGAAGGUAACAUCAAGGGAACAGACACAGACAAUCAUAGUUCACUGCAGUGCCGGUAUAGGCCGUACAGGGACCUACAUCGCUAUCGAGCGUCUAAUGGAGCAGGCCAAGACAGAGGGCGUGGUUGACGUUGUCAGCGUCGUCUCCAACAUGAGGGGACAGAGGAAGAACAUGAUCCAGACAAAGGAGCAGUAUCUGUUCGUCUACCAAGCGAUGGCGAUGUGGUUAUCGCAGGGGGACACGUCUUUGGAUUCAAACUUCCUCAAAACGUUGAACCUUGAUGAUUUGGCUGACGUGACCAUGGGAAACAAGACCGUACAACAGCAUCUUGAGGCUCUGCACGAUAAUCCUCCCCGUAAGUAG